AUGCCAGGUCUACCACAAGCACGAGCAACAACCGCAAAAUUCUUCAGCUGUCUCACACGUUACCUCCAAAGUCUUCAAAGAUACCUGUCCAACUCCAUGAUGCAAACUUACCUUCUCAAAGCGACGAAAUUGCUCCUUCUAAGCGCUGUGGGACAAGCCCUUCCAACUGCACAGCGAACGCAAUGCAGCCAGAGUACAUCCAAUCCCGCGGACCUGCUCAACGGUGUCAUUGAUGCGAUGGGCGGAUUUGAGGCGUUGAACAUGACCAUUGGGUUGACGUACGAGUCUUCAAGCAUAUAUCGAAGCCAAACUCUCACCCAGAACUAUAACCUCCACCUCUCCGACCAAACCGUUGCCGAGGCCGGCACACAGAAUAUCUCCUUUCUCUUCUCUGAUGGAAUCCUACGCCAGCGGCUCGAUCGCAAGUACCAGUACGGCUUUUACUGGCUGUGGGCAUUCCCUGACCUGAAGCCGAUGAUAGACUUCUCCCUGGUCGUCCAAGCCGGACCCAAUGCCUCCGCGUGCUUCAACAAGGGUCAGAACUCGUUCUUCGCCGAUGAUCCCAGCCAAGCGCUGGGAUAUGCAGACGGAUAUCUGACCGACUACCUGGUGCAAUCCGCACAGCAACUUGCCCUCCCGCAUCUCCUGCAGCAGUUCCAUACUCGGAGUUCGGAUCUAACAUCUUCCUGCGUGACGGUGGCGGCUGGCGACAACAAAACUCAGGUUUCAUACUCGGCACUUCAUGAUGCUCACUUCGACCUAACUUUAAUCAUUGACGACGAUACACGGCUUCCUUAUGCUGUGCGGGUCAAUGAGGACCACAAAGUGUUCGGUCCUUCCACAAGUGACGUCGUGUUCCUCAACUAUACUGUUGAUCCAGCAGGGAAUGGAAAUAGCCUUCGCCUCCCUCACCGCGUGCAGACGGUGUACAACCAGGAGGCGGUGCUUGAGGACUUCGUGAUUGACAAAAUCAUCGUAAACCCGACCUUUGCUGCCGACCUUUUCGAUGCCUCGCCUCCACCGUCUGCCACAGGGCCAGGUUCCUCUUCAAGUGAAACAGCCAACGCGCCACGCACAGAUCGAGAGUAUCCCAGAUCGGAGGUUCACGAAUUUUUUGAGGCAGGCUUAUGGGGCGGCCCAUUUGGAGACAUGUUCAACGUAUCCGACGUGGUUGUCCAGCCUGUGUUUCCCAACGGUACCACACCACAGAUCAUGAAUCUCUAUGUUGGAUACCCCGACUAUAUCCAGCUUCUGGUCGAGUUUGACGACGGUCUGCUCAUCACUGACGCGCCGGGGCACCGGAGCAAGAUCAUUCUGGAUUGGGUGGCGCAGAACAUGCACGGCAAGAAAAUCACUCACGUGGUGCCCUCCCACCACCAUCGCGACCAUGCCGGUGGAGUUGCCGACUACCUCUCGGCUGGCGCCGCGUUGGUUAUCCCAGAGGUCGCGAAAGAAUUCUAUCAGAAUCUACCAGGCGGGCCGUUCACUGUGAUCACAUAUAACGAUGCUGCCCCGUUCGUGCUCAAGGAUUCUCAGGUCCAAGUCUCGUCCUUCUGGCUGGACGAGAGCCCUCAUGCACGAGAUUGGUCGUACGCGGUGGCAUCGCAUGGCUGUCAAAUAUCUGACGUUGUCGUCUUCAAUGCCGACGUGGUAAAUCCCGGCCAAGGACCUGUGGCAAAAUGGGACACUGGGGCCGCUAGAGCAUUCCUGCGAAAUGCCAUUGAUAGGGGAGUACCUCGGGGCGCAACUCUUGUAGGUUCUCAUGGAUCCAGUGAAAUUGGGCUCGGAACGCAGGACUCCCUGGCCAAUAUUGCUGAUUUGGCUGGAGUGGUCUAUCCGCAGAUGGAGGAUGACGGGCUGUGGUGCUAA
Molecule: messenger RNA, 1869 nt
Organism: Exophiala bonariae
Lineage: Eukaryota; Fungi; Ascomycota; Eurotiomycetes; Chaetothyriales; Herpotrichiellaceae
Exons: 2
Coding region: 1-1869 (622 amino acids)
Source: RefSeq, a predicted model, not a curated record